Messenger RNA from Larimichthys crocea (large yellow croaker), 4118 nucleotides. Its product is annotated as ADP-ribosylation factor-like protein 8A. Lineage: Eukaryota; Metazoa; Chordata; Actinopteri; Sciaenidae. Bases 273 to 836 code for a protein of 187 amino acids. Gene Ontology annotation, biological process: protein transport; anterograde axonal transport. The transcript has 7 exons. Gene Ontology annotation, cellular component: lysosomal membrane. Gene Ontology annotation, molecular function: GTPase activity; GTP binding. The record is from RefSeq and is a predicted model, not a curated record.
AAAGUCCGCCCCGGAUGUGGCGCGCUCGGUCCCCGGUGUUGACGGUGCUGGUUCGGUAAAGGCGUAGCUGUUAGCGGUAAACAUCCCGGAGGAGCCGACCACACGCUGCGCGGACGUUAGCGACACUCCGACACCGACCCGCCGAACACACACACACACACACACGCUGUCUGUCGGUGCCGCCGGUUCCGCCCGUUCCCGCCCGUGGUUGUCACGGUAACCGUCAGACCGGGCCGUUAGCCGUUAGCCGUUAGCCCGCCGUUAGCAGGAAGAUGCUCGCGCUCAUCAACAAGCUGCUGGACUGGUUCAAGGCUCUGUUCUGGAAGGAGGAGAUGGAGCUGACGCUGGUGGGCCUGCAGUACUCCGGGAAGACCACGUUCGUCAACGUCAUCGCGUCCGGACAGUUCAGUGAAGACAUGAUUCCCACCGUCGGCUUCAACAUGAGGAAGAUCACCAAAGGCAACGUCACCAUCAAGCUGUGGGACAUCGGUGGUCAGCCUCGGUUCCGGAGCAUGUGGGAGCGUUACUGUCGAGGAGUCAGCGCCAUCGUAUACAUGGUGGACGCAGCAGAUCCAGAGAAGAUCGAAGCCUCCAAGAAUGAACUCCACAACCUGCUGGACAAACCUCAGCUGCAGGGAAUCCCUGUUCUGGUUCUGGGUAAUAAGAGAGACCUACCAGGAGCUCUGGACGAGAAGGAGCUCAUCGAGAGGAUGAACCUGUCAGCCAUCCAGGACAGAGAGAUCUGCUGCUACUCCAUUUCCUGCAAGGAGAAAGACAACAUCGACAUCACUCUUCAGUGGUUGAUCCAACACUCCAGGACUAAGAGGAGUUCCUGAGAACAGACACGCCCCCUCUGACUGAACAGGCCACGCCCACCUGUCCUAACACACACAUACAUACACACACGCACACACACACACACACUCGCUCUUUGAUCAACUCCUCCUCCUCCUCCCCCUCAUGUAGUAACUCCUCCUCUCCUCCUCUGGAUGCACUGACGCCUCGUCGACACGUUCAGCCUCCGUCACACUGAAGUUUGAAUAAUUACCAGACAGGUGUGUGUGUGUGUGUGUGUGUGUGUGUGUGUGUGUGUGUGUGACACGUUAAAGAACAACAUCAGAGAAGUUUGUUUCCAAUCAGAGUAACUGUAACUGUAACUGUCAUUACACCAGCACAGAAACACACUGACACAUCACACGUAUGUAACUGAAGCUAUGCUGACUGAAAUCUCUUCAAGGUUCAUUCAAGGCGCAUUCAAGGCUCAUUAAAGUCACAUUCAAGGCUCAUUCAAGGCUCGUUUGACCCAAAUAUAGAGCAGGAACAUUUAAAACUCCUCCGUGGUGUUCGGGUGGAGCCAAAGUGAGGAGGUGUCACGUCAGAGUUUGACAUGUCGACAGAAACGCGACGUCAGUGCAUCGUCAAAGAUCCUCCAUCAGCCUCCGCGACACGUUCAGCAUCGUUAGCUGGAGACUGUUGGAUUGAACCCCACCUUCAUCCUCUCCUUCCUCCUCCUCCUCCUCCUCCUCCUCCUCCUCCUCCUCCUCCAUCCAUUCAUCUGUCAUCCUCCUCGUCUCUUGUGAACUGCUUGUAUUCCCUCUCUUCUUCUCUUCUUCCCUCCUUCUCUUCUUCCUUCCUUCCUUCCUUUUCUUAUUUUUGGAUGUGACCUUCUCUCCUCGCCGCCAAGCCCCGCCCUCCUCUCUCUCCUCCUGAGCGAGGGCGUCAAACCUUUUUAUUGCACUGUUGAUUUUGUUUUUGUAAGAUAUGAAUAAUAAUAAUGUUAAUAAUCUUCUUAUCGUGACACGACGCGGUACGUCUGGUUCUGUUCAUAUCUCUGUACGAAGCUUUUUAUUUCUUUUAUAUUAUUUUUUUAUUUUUCUUAUUCAUGUUUGUUUGUUGAACUGUCAGUGUUUCCUGCUCUGAGCUGGCUGCUGAUUGGACCAGGGCUGUCACGUGAUCGAACGUCUCCCACACACACACAUCACGUCUGAAACUCUAAAAAUAUUAAAUGUUUUAUUUAAAAGAUUUCUUCUGUUUAUUUUCCUCUCAUUAAUUAUUCAUGUGAUGACCUCAGUCCGCUCUGACAUCACGUCCUGUUUGAGGUGAUGAAAUGAAAAACAUUCAAAUCAGAUUUUAAAUGUUUUAAAGGAUUUUAGUGCCACCAGCUGCAGCAGCUCCGUCCUGUGGAGUCCGUGUUCAGUUUAACAUGAACACCGUCACUGAAACACUUCAUGUAUGUUUGUAUUUAUAUUUAUGACCCGCCUUCGAGUGACGUCGUGGCGCUGCUCUAACAGCCAAAUUUAACGGGCACGGAUGUGACGCGUGGCCAAGCCGACCGCGCUCGUUCUAGUCGAUGUUUUAAGAAACAUUUAGUUCACCGUUCAUGGACGCAGCGGACAGAACCGUGUCAAAUCAUCGCGCUCACGUCUUCACUUGUUUUUGCCUUUUUGUUUCUCUGUCCUCUCAUUGGUGCACAUCACGUUUCUGACACGCCCUGGUCCUGACAGCAGCCAAUCAGACUGCAGAACGAAACGGGAAAUGGGAAGGAGCAUCACGCGUCUGCGUGUUGUUGACGAGCGGUCGAUCUCACGCUGCCUCACACUGUCGGGUCGAACAGGUUCAAGAGUCUCAGGAAACAACGCGAGCUCUUUGUUCAGACUUUAAACUGGAGACUUGUCGGACAUCUGGAGGUCUUCUGACGUCCUCAGCAGGUCCGCGUCUUUGACCUGAACCCGAUCCGUUUAUCAAAGUAACACCUGCUUCAUGUGCUCCAACAUCUUUGGAGAUGUGAGGAUCUUUAGUCGGGUACAGGUGAAGGUGCCGACCCGGUUCUAGACGGAGCUCAAACUCAAACAUCUUAAAUUCCAGUGAGUGAACUCUGAGCCGUCUUUAGCCCGACAGUGUGAAAGCUGCUUGUUUAUUAAAAAACACCUGGAGCGUGUCAUGACCUGGAGGUCGAGAACGUUCCACCAGACAACAACAAGCACAACUCAAACAGUCGGCGUGCUGAGUCGCAUCGUUUCGUUCUCUCCAGCUGCUCCGCCGUGUUUUCUGAACCAGCCAAGAGUUGUCGUCGCCGUCAUCAUCGUCGUCGUUGUCUCCGCUCCGGUCCACUCGAAGUUUAUGGAUCUGUUGAUCAGCCAGCACAGUGAUUAUUAGUUAUUGACGCCGGCAGACAGAGCCGAGCGCUGAGGGGAUUUCAAAGUGUCGCUGUGUUUCUGAUAUUUAUUUGGACAGGAAGUCACCCUGUGAUUUCUCUGCAUGUUACUCAAACACAGGAGGACCGCUCACACCUGAACAGGUGAAAUGUGUGUGAACCUUGAAGUCUCGCCUGCAGCUCGGCUCUGCUCGGCUCUGGUCUCUUUUGUUUGCAUGCUGAGGGCAGGGAUUGUAUAUCUGUGGGACCCGAUGAAGUGAAAUGUUGUUUUGGUGCAACUUCACUGUGACCCGGCCUCAGUCCAGCGUGUCAGUAUUACCCUACAGGAAGUAACGUGAGCACGCGACGGGACAUGUUCUAAAAACGGUGCAAUAAAACUGAAGUAUCGCCGUCGCCGUCGCGUGCUCGCGGACAGCCUGACAGAUCACGCUGGAGUUUGGUCUUCGUGAAGUUUGACCAGAUUUUUUAUGGCGACUAAUCUCGUGACGCCCUGUGAUCCUGCACGUACAGGAUGUGAUGUAACACGUGUCAUGAUGAUCUUGUACGGUCACGUAGGCGCCAGAAAACGGGAGAUUUCUACAGAGUCAGAACCAGAACGACCAGCGACGAUCCGGUCUGAAGAACAGUCACUGUUUCUUAGUCCUGUCUGAGUAUAUCGAGUCCGGCACAAUGAAUCUGAGCGUUUCAUUGGACGAGACUUUAACGAAUCAGAAUGGUCGAGCUCCAAAGUAAACUUUGAAACACUACGAGUCAGUUCCAGAGCGUGUCACCGGUCAUCACAGUUCUGGUUCUGGUCCUGGUUCUGGUCCUGGUUUUUGGCGUCUGUACGUGCAGGAUAAACACUUCACGUCUGUCGGUCUGAACCUGUUUGUACAUUAUUGUUUGAUUCCGUUGAUAUCUGAUGUUUUAAUAGAAACAUGCUUGUGUAUGAUACUAAUUAAUUAAAUACUACGGAGAAACGUCA